AUGAUACAGACAACAACCAUAGCUAGCGCCCCCAUUGUCAAGAUCGGACACGGGCUGAUGUCGAUGUCCUGGGUGGCCAAUCCUCCGCCUGAAGAGCAGUGCUUUGAGUCGAUCAUUGCCGGCAUCAACGCAGCUCCUGCUGGAGUCAAGGUCUUCCUGAACGCUGGGGAGUUCUAUGGGAAAUGGCCAAAUGUAACAGCCAACCUGGAGCUACUUAACCGAUUCUUUACCAAGUACCCUGAGUAUGCUGAGCGUACCUUUCUCUCAGUCAAGGCAAGUUUGAGCGUCGGAGUGACAAGGAUAGACUCUUACGACCAAUACCCCACCAGGGUGCAGCUGUUAUUUCGGAGCAUGGUUUCUCCCAAGACUGCUCGUAAGCCUGCUGGCUUGGAGCGUAGCAUCACAAACACUAUCCAAAAGCUUGGUCCUAACAAGAAGAUUGACCUGUUCGAGCCUGCACGGCUUGACCCGAAUGUGUCGAUAGAAGAAACGAUGGCUGAGCUUAACAAACACGUCGAAUUGGGUAACAUCGGAGCGAUUGGACUGUCUGAAUGCUCUGCGGCUACCCUUGACCGAGCAAGCAAGGUCGGCAAGGUAGCAGCGGUAGAGAUAGAGGUUUCGCUGUGGAGCUAUGAAGAGGAGACUCGCAAAGUGAUCUCCAAGGCCGCGGAUAUCGGGGCAGUUGUAGCGGCAUAUAGUCCACUCGGUCAAGGAGCGUUGACCGGAAAGCUAAACCUGGCCGAUCUAGGCAAGGAUGACCACCGCAGUCAUUACCCCAAGUUCCAAGAGGAGAGCUUCAAGAAGAACGUAAAACUGGUGGAUGCACUGAAGGCCCUUGCCGAAAAGAAAGGGGUUACGACUGCUCAGCUCAGCCUUGCCUGGGUUUCCUCGCUCGGGCAACAUGUGGUCCCGAUUCCAGGCUCCACGCGCGCAGCUCGGACUGUAGAAAAUGCAUCUGCAGCUUCAAUCGAACUGAGCAAAGAAGAGUUGGAAGAAAUCGGGCAUAUAAUCGGAGCCAACCCUGUAUCUGGGGACCGGUAUCCCGAACAACUGAUGAAAACGGUCUGGCGAUAG
Messenger RNA from Rhizoctonia solani, 1074 nucleotides. RefSeq names its product aldo/keto reductase family protein. Gene Ontology annotation, cellular component: cytoplasm. The transcript is spliced from 10 exons. Bases 1 to 1074 code for a protein of 357 amino acids. NCBI's taxonomy places the organism in Eukaryota, Fungi, Basidiomycota, Agaricomycetes, Cantharellales, Ceratobasidiaceae. The record is from RefSeq and is a predicted model, not a curated record.